AGAGAGAGUCAGAUUAGUGAAGUGAAGCUGAAAAAAGAAGCAGAAUUUCUCUCCCGGUCUCUCUCUGGAUUUAUCUGAGAUCUAUUUCCACUUUUUUUCUGCCUGUUGGAUGUAAAAUCGAUCACUCAACUAUUCGACUAAUCGACCAGCAGCUUCAUCAGACCGACAGGAGUGGAUUUAUUGGGUUUAAAUGAACCUUUUGGCGGGUAAAAUGCAGAGAAGUUGUCGGUGAGCGUGAACGGAGCCGAUGAGGAUCGCAGCGAGCAGAAACUGAUCGAUCGAUUAAAGACGAUGAUCGGUGUCCGCAGCUGAGAGGGAAACAGCGGAGAUGUACGAGGAGAGGAGCAAAAGUGCAGGUCGAAAUGGCUACACCAACGCUGUGGAUGGGGAGGAGGGAGGAGGUGAGGGUGAGGAAGAGGAGGAGGGAGGAGAGGGGGAUGGCAGAGAAGGAGGAGAAGGAGGAGGAGGAAACGACAGGGACGGAGAGUGGGAUGAGGAGCUGGACGGAGAGGACGAGGGAGCAGUGAAGAUGACGAGGACCGACACACUUCACUCCACCACGAGCUCGACAGGAACAACGAGGAAGAAAGGACUACACGCUAAGAAACAGGUGCAGGGCAGUAAUCAGGUCCAGAGGGCUCCCAGAGCGUUAUACUGUCUGAAACUCAACAAUCCGAUCAGACGAGCCGCUCUCUCUAUCGUCGAGUGGAAACCCUUCGAUAUCUUCAUCCUGUUAGCCAUCUUUGCCAACUGCGUCGCUCUGGGAGUUUCUAAACCGUUUCCUGAAGACGACUCCAACUCCACCAACCACGACCUGGAACAAGUGGAGUACGUCUUCCUCAUCAUCUUCACCAUCGAGACCUUCCUGAAGAUCCUGGCCUACGGUCUGGUGAUGCACCCCAGCUCCUACAUCAGGAACGGCUGGAACUUGCUCGACUUUGUCAUCGUCAUAGUCGGGUUGUUCAGUGUUGUCUUGGAGACGAUGACUCAUAAAGCUGGUGAGCAGGCGACCACUCAUCACGUCCCGGGGAAACCUGGAGGUCUGGACGUCAAAGCUCUGAGAGCCUUCAGAGUCCUGAGGCCCCUCAGACUGGUUUCUGGAGUCCCCAGUUUACAGAUCGUGUUGAACUCCAUCAUGAAGGCGAUGGUUCCUCUGCUCCACAUCGCUCUGCUCGUCCUCUUCGUCAUCAUCAUCUACGCCAUCAUCGGGCUCGAGCUCUUUAUCGGACGCAUGCACCGUACCUGCUACUACAAAGGAUCAGAUAAUUACGUGGAGGACGACCCCGUGCCGUGUGCAUUCGCUGGUCAUGGUCGUCAGUGUCUCAUUAAUGGCACAGAGUGUCGGGGGAGGUGGGACGGUCCAAACGGAGGAAUCACCAACUUCGACAACUUCUUCUUUGCCAUGCUGACUGUGUUCCAGUGCAUCACUAUGGAGGGCUGGACCGACGUCCUCUACUGGAUGAACGACGCCAUCGGGUUCGAGCUGCCCUGGGUUUAUUUUGUCAGCUUGGUGAUCUUUGGAUCGUUCUUCGUUCUCAACCUGGUUCUGGGAGUCCUCAGCGGAGAGUUCAGUAAGGAGAGGGAGAAGGCAAAAGCUCGCGGAGACUUCCAGAAGCUGCGGGAGAAGCAGCAGAUGGAGGAGGAUCUGUGCGGGUACAUGGACUGGAUCACUCAGGCUGAGGACAUGGACGAGCUGGACGAGGACGGAAACCCACGUCCGUCUCUGGGCGAUCUGUCCGAUAAGAAGAGAGGGAAGUUCGGAUGGUUCAGUCACUCCAAUGAAACCCACGCGAGUCUUCCUGCCAGUGAAACGGCUUCUGAAAACACAGUGAACAUCGACGAGGAGCACACCAACUGCUGCCAGGCCUGCUGCUCUCAGAUGAUGAAGAUCGGCUGCUGUCGCACUCUCUCUCGAUGGAACAGAGUCUGUCGCAGGAACUGUCGCACCGCCGUCAAAUCCGUGACCUUCUAUUGGCUGGUUCUGCUGCUCGUCUUCCUCAACACCUCCCUCAGCGCCUCGGAACACUACAACCAACCGGACUGGCUCACACAAGUCCAAGACAUCGCCAACAAGGUGCUGCUGUCUCUGUUCACGGUGGAGAUGUUGUUGAAGAUGUACAGUCUCGGUCUGGCUCAUUACUUCGUGGCGUUCUUCAACCGCUUCGACUGCUUCGUGGUGUGCGGCGGCAUCGUGGAGACCAUCCUGGUGGAGCUGGAGAUCAUGCCUCCUCUGGGGAUCUCCGUGCUGCGCUGCGUCCGCCUGCUCAGGAUCUUCAAGGUGACCCGCCAUUGGACGGCUCUGUCCAACCUGGUGGCGUCGCUGCUGAACUCCAUGAAGUCAAUCGCCUCCCUGCUGCUGUUGCUCUUCCUCUUCCUCAUCAUCUUCGCUCUGCUCGGCAUGCAGCUGUUCGGAGGGAAGUUCAACUUCGACGAGACGCAGACCAAACGCAGCACCUUCGACGCCUUCCCGCAGGCGCUGCUCACCUGCUUCCAGAUCCUGACCGGAGAGGACUGGAACAUGGUGAUGUAUGACGGCAUCAUGGCGUACGGAGGCCCCGUGUUCCCUGGGAUGAUCGUCUGCGUGUACUUCGUCAUCCUCUUCAUCUGCGGUAACUACAUCCUGCUGAACGUCUUCUUGGCCAUCGCUGUGGACAACCUGGCAGGAGGAGACGGAGACGACAAGAAGAAGGAGACUAAGCCGGAGGGAGGCGAGGAGGAGGAGGCCGCGCCAGAAGGAGAAGCAGAAGUAGAAGAAGUGAAGGUGGAGGUGGAUGAAGACACCGAGUACGAGGAGGAGGAGGAGCUCCCUGAAGGAGAAGAAGUAGAUGGAGGAGUCCAGUUAAAGAUGGCCGACCUGGCUCCUCCUAAAGAGAAAGUUCUUCCCAUCCCAGAAGGCAGUGCGUUCUUCUGCCUCAGCAACACCAACCCGAUCCGUGUGUUCUGUCACUAUCUGAUCCACCACCACAUCUUCACCAACCUCAUCCUCGUCUUCAUCAUCCUCAGCAGCUGCUCAUUGGCUGCCGAGGAUCCAAUCAGAGCACACUCCUUCAGGAACAACAUUCUGGGUUACGCAGACUACGCCUUCACUUCCAUCUUCACGGUGGAGAUUCUGUUAAAGAUGACGGUCCACGGGGCGUUCCUCCAUCAGGGCUCGUUCUGCAGAAACUGGUUUAACUUGUUGGAUCUUUUGGUCGUCAGCGUCUCUCUGGUCUCCUUCUUCCUUCAUUCGAGUGCGAUCUCGGUGGUGAAGAUUCUCCGAGUCCUCCGAGUGCUUCGACCUCUGAGAGCCAUCAACAGAGCCAAAGGACUCAAGCAUGUGGUCCAGUGUGUGUUUGUGGCCAUCAGGACGAUCGGGAACAUCAUGAUCGUCACCACUCUGCUGCAGUUCAUGUUCGCCUGCAUCGGCGUGCAGCUGUUCAAGGGUAAAUUCUAUCGCUGCACAGACGAAGCCAAACACACUCCUGAACAGUGCAAGGGGACGUUUGUCGUGUAUAAAGACGGCGAUGUGAACCACCCGAUGGUCCGAGAGAGAAUCUGGCAGAACAGCGACUUUAACUUCGAUAACGUGCUGAUGGGGAUGAUGGCGCUCUUCACCGUCUCCACCUUCGAGGGCUGGCCGGCGCUGCUGUACAAAGCCAUCGACGCCAACGGGGAGAACUCGGGUCCGAUCUAUAACUACCGCGUGGAGAUCUCGAUCUUCUUCAUCGUCUACAUCAUCAUCAUCGCCUUCUUCAUGAUGAACAUCUUUGUGGGUUUCGUCAUCAUCACCUUCAGAGAGCAGGGAGAGCAAGAGUACAAGAACUGUGAGCUGGACAAGAACCAGCGUCAGUGUGUGGAGUACGCUCUGAAGGCUCAGCCCCUCAAACUCUACAUCCCAAAGAACCCGGUCCAGUAUAAGUUCUGGUCCAUCAUUAACUCGACGGGCUUCGAGUACGUCAUGUUCGUCCUGAUUCUUCUCAACACGGUGACGCUGGCUGUUCAGCACUACGAACAGUCCAAGAAGUUCAGUCACAUCAUGGACAUCCUGAACAUGGUGUUCACCGGACUCUUCACCGUGGAGAUGCUGCUCAAGCUGCUCGCGCUGAGGCUCAGGCAUUACUUCAUCGACGCCUGGAACUCGUUCGACGCUCUCAUCGUGGUCGGCAGCGUCGUGGACAUCGUGGUCACGGAGUUCAGCAGCGGGGAGGACAGCUCCCGGGUGUCCAUCACGUUCUUCCGUCUCUUUCGAGUGAUGCGAUUGGUCAAGCUGCUGAGUAAAGGGGAGGGCAUCCGGACGCUGCUGUGGACUUUCAUCAAAUCACUGCAGAUCAUUAACUUGUUCGUCGCCGUCAUCAUGGACAACUUUGACUACCUGACGCGUGAUUGGUCGAUCCUGGGACCGCAUCAUCUGGACGAGUUUAAGAGGAUCUGGUCUGAAUACGAUCCAGAGGCCAAGGGUCGUAUCAAACACCUGGACGUGGUGGCCCUGCUCAGGAGGAUUCAGCCUCCUCUGGGUUUUGGGAAACUGUGUCCUCACAGAGUGGCCUGUAAGCGUCUCGUGGCGAUGAACAUGCCUCUGAACGCCGACGGGAUGGUGACCUUUAACGCCACGCUUUUCGCUCUGGUUCGCACCGCCCUCAAGAUCAAGACUGAAGGUAACCCUGACCAGGAGAACGAGGAGCUGAGGGGGAUCAUCAAGAAGAUCUGGAAGAGGAUGAAACCAAAACUACUGGACGAAGUGAUACCCCCUCAUGAAGAGGAGGAGGUGACGGUCGGGAAGUUUUACGCCACUUUCCUGAUUCAGGAUUAUUUCAGAAAAUUCCGGAAGAGGAAAGAGAAGGGAGACCUGACGGGAGAGGACAGCGUCACCAACCCGUCUGCUAUCCAGCUCUGUAAAGCCGGGCUGCAGACUCUGCAGGAUCUGGGUCCUGAGAUGCGUCUGGCUCUGAACGAGGACCUGGAUGAGGACGAGGAGGACCCCAUGAUGGACGACGAGGAGCUGGACGAAAACGCUCCUUACAAGGGUGAAAACGGUUUUGGACAAGAGAAAGAUCGACGCAGCUCCUUACUGACUCCCACAGGUCCUGGGGGAGUGGUCGGCGAAGGGGGCGUGUCAAACGGCGGUCUGAUCCACCGCGUCGGAUCGCUGACAAAGAUGCCAAACGGCAGCGAACACGACGAGCAUCAUCGCCGUGGAGACAACAUGAGGUCAUCCCUCAAUCACCACCAUCAGCGACGCCCGUCUGCGAAGAACGGCGGGCUGGAGCACGGCCACAAGAGACCGUCGUACUACAAACAUGGAAGAAGGGACUCGAGGGACAGAUACUGGAGGAACGGAGACAUGGAGGCGUAUGGAGAACCCGGAUACUACAGCCGAGAGGAGGAGGAGGAAGACAGCAUCACUGCCAGAGACAGACACUACCACGAUGAGCCUCCUUUGUACAGAGACCACUACGAUGGCCACGCCCCCUACAGCAACAGUAACUAUGGUAACGGCUACAAUGACAGCAGAAGGACGACCCGCAGACGCCUACUUCCUGCUACGCCCACAGGUCGGAAACCGUCGUUUAACAUCCAGUGUCUGAGGAGGCAGGGCAGCAGUGACGACCUGCCGAUCCCCGGGACGUAUCACCCCACCUCCCCGCCACGCCACGCACGCAUGCAGCAAUCUUUCAACAGUUACGAGUCUCGUCACUCUUCUGGGCGUUCCCCCGCGGCCUCCUCUGCAUCCUGGGCGAACCCGUGUCCUCGCCGCGGCCGCCUCCUCUACGCUCCUCUCAUCCUGGUGGAGGAGGAAGGAAGCCCCCCCUGGGGAGGAGGAGGAGGAGGCGGAGUUGGAGGAGGAGGAGGAGGAGGAGGAGAAAUGAAGAAGGGAGUAGGAAGAGGUGUCAGUGUGACAGGUGCAGUACCCAGACCGGCCUGGUACGGUGGCCCUGCAGGGACAUCAGCUCCGCCCCCGUACAGAGCGUACACCACCCUCAGAGUCCCGUCGCAGCUCGGCGCUCAGCUCACGGAGAAACGAGGAUCAGCUGACAGUUUGGUGGAGGCGGUUCUGAUCUCAGAGGGUCUCGGUCUCUACGCUCGGGAUCCGAAGUUUGUGGCAUUUGCGAAGCGAGAGAUCGCAGACGCGUGUCACAUGACGGUGGAUGAGAUGGAGUCCGCCGCCAGCGACCUGCUCGGCACCGGGAGCCACGGUUUACUUAGCAGCGCUGCGCCCGACCCCGCCGCUCUUUACAGCGACGAGGAGCCAAUCAGGACGGGCCGUGACGAGGACGAGCUGGCCGACGAGAUGACCUGUGUGACUUCAUUCUGAUCGGCUGGCACAGUGGACCAAUCAGGGACAAGACUAGGAGGGCAUCACUGACUGGCUGGACAUUUAACCAAUCACAUGACGAGGAUUGGAGGCGUGUUGUCUGAGGAUUUCUGACCAAUCAGAAAAGAGAUUAUGAAAGUAAACUGUUAUUAUGGAGGUCAGUAGAGUUGGUGUUUUGGGACAGAUUUCAGUUAAGAAAUGACGAAAAGGAGCGAGAAAAUUAGUUAAGAAACUUUUAAGAAAGGAGGUGAAGAAGAAAGGAUGCCGGGCUGAAAAAAGGAGAAGAAGAAGAAGAAUGUGAUGGAUGAAGACAAAGACAAAAAACAUGAGAGACGAUUUAAAGGAAACAGAAGAACAGACAUCGUCAGAGUCAACUGACAAACAAUUAAAGAUGGCCGCAAGCAGAGUGGGACUCUGCGCUGUUGUGUCGUCAUGGCGACGGGCUUCAUCAGCUAGUUGCUUAGCGGCACAGGAUCCCAGUUUACCCACAAUGCAUUGAUGACACUUUGACAGGUUAUCACAGUAGGCUACUGUUAAAGAAGAAGGAAGGUUAGCAUUGGGCUGUAGCUUAAAAUGCUAAAAGCAUACCUUCAGAAAGCUAGCUAAACCCUCACACAGUGCUGUUAGCUUGUGUUUAGCAUUUACGCUCUGUUAAUUUGAUAAAAGAUGACAGCAUUAGCAUAGGCUUACUUGUUGCAGAAAGUUAGCCUAGCUACAUUAAAAAGCUAAAUCAAAUAAAAAACACCUCUAACUGAAUUGAAUGCUAAUUCAAUUCAACAGUAACAACCAGCAGAUAAGGAGCUAACUAGCAGUGCUAGCUAACCAGAGGACGCAAUAAUGAUGUCAGAGGCAGUUAGCCUAACACUUAGCACCAACAAAAAAACAAAAAUUAGCCUUUUUGUUGUGAUUGGUUAGCUUUAAACGCUAAAUCGUUCUCCGCCUAAAAGCAGAAUGUUUACAGUAAGCUAGCUAAGCAAGCUAACAGCCACUCACACAGCUGUGUUAGCCCGUCUUUAGCUAGUAGCCUACUCAAUACAAAAUGUCACAAUAUGAAUUAAGUUAGCAUCAUCUUUGUUUUAGCAGCGGCCCCUGCUGGACGCUAAUUUAAAAAAAAAAAAAGACAUUUUCAAACAACUGUCUGAGGCUAAUGAAGACAGCCGCGCUAACACAUGCUAGUCGGCUACAUUGAUAGCAUGUUAGCUUCUGUUUGUCUGGUCAAAAUGUUAAUGUUUUAAGAAUAUAAAACAAUAAUCACUCACUAAAGGAACAAACGGAGAGACAGUUUGUUAGGAUGAACAAGUUUGCAGCUCAAAAUGCUAACAUGCUAACAUGCUAACAAGCACAACAUAUCUUUCUAAUGCUAACUACGUGAAGAUAAAAAGACGAGGCGUCAGUGAACAUCACGUUCUUCAGAGGUGCACACACGAGUUGAUGUUUAAGAAGACGUUUCUGAGAUUUUAUACCGAUGUAUUUGAAAGCUGUUAAACGACGUGUUGAACUUCCUGCUCUGUGGUUUCUUGGAGCAGCAUGCAGGAUUAUAUUUCUCAUCUUUUAUUAACGUGUAUUUUUAUUCUCAUAACUUGAGAUGUUUGUCUCGAAUCAGACAACGAACUGAAAAUACUCGUUUGUGUCUUUGUUGGUUUUUUUAUUGGACCGAAGAAACUUGAGUGUUUGUUCAGUGUGUUUUCUAAAUGUUUGAUAUUUUUUAUUCUGACAGAGAAAAACUGUGAUCAAUUCUCAGCAGCUGGUGUGUUUAUGUCCUGUCUGAAUUUAUGUGUUUCCGUCUCCUUUAGUUUUUUUCUUACUGACACUUUGGACAGUUUCCCAGCAGUUAAGGGCUUUUCAAUUCCACGCCUGGAUUCUCCAAAAAAGAUGAUGAAACUGCCGUGACACCUAGUUUACCUCAAAUAAAGACUGAAACAAG
Molecule: messenger RNA, 8216 nt
Organism: Labrus mixtus (cuckoo wrasse)
Lineage: Eukaryota; Metazoa; Chordata; Actinopteri; Labriformes; Labridae
Gene: cacna1fb
Product: calcium channel, voltage-dependent, L type, alpha 1F subunit
Exons: 47
Coding region: 329-6292 (1987 amino acids)
Biological process (GO): calcium ion import across plasma membrane
Cellular component (GO): voltage-gated calcium channel complex; membrane
Molecular function (GO): high voltage-gated calcium channel activity
Source: RefSeq, a predicted model, not a curated record